UCGUAGCAUGGUGGCAGGUGAAAUUGUAUGUGUAUGCUUUAUCCCAAUUGGCGCAAAAGCGUAGGCAGAAAGUGGAUGCUACAUCUAUAAACUAUUGCGAGUGUUAGUUUAAUACAAAUUAAAGGCUCCAAUGUGAUGUUAUUGAGCCAUACCAGUGCGGAAAGGAGAAAAAAUAAUGGACUUUGUGGGGCGUAAAAGUUGAAUGUAUCAAUACCAUUUCAAGACAAGGACGCGGGAUAACAUUUCAAUAGCCUGCCUUGUAUAGAUUACGCACACACAUUUAUUCGUUAUUUUCUGAUCGUUAAAGUGCACCAGCAACAAGAAUCCCUCUCAUCCGGCAAGAUUUCGUCCAGAAGCAGACUGGAAGACCGUCCACUUCGGAGGUUGGCCGGUAGGACGCGGAUGAUCGCCACAGGUGUUUGUGGAGUAGUCAUGGUGCUAGUGUUGGUUAUCCUGAUUCCGGUGCUGGUCAACUCCGCCGGCAUAUCCGCGCGCUACGAAAUGCUCGGAUCCUGUCAGAUGGUGUGUGAUCCCCACGGGACCAAGUCCACGGCCACGGCCACGGACAAAGCCAAUACCAUCAGAGACAGCCGCUUGGUCCAGUCUCUACCAACCUUAAUCCAAGGUCCAAAAGGGGAGCCCGGACGCACAGGAAGAAUUGGCCCUAGGGGUCCUCUUGGCGAGCCAGGACCACCCGGACCUGCCGGCCCGCCUGGGGAGAGAGGAGGGCCCGGUCCGCCAGGACUACCCGGAACGCCCGGAGCCACAGGUGCCAUAAACGCAGCCACAUACAACACGUUUCCAAAGAUAGCUUUCUACGCCGGGCUGAAAAAACAACAUGAGGGCUACGAAGUACUGAAAUUUGACGACGUAGUCACCAACCUUGGCAACCACUACGACCCUACGACGGGGAAAUUCACCUGCUCUAUACCGGGCAUCUACUUCUUCGUUUACCAUGUGCUGAUGCGAGGCGGGGAUGGCACCAGUAUGUGGGCUGAUCUUUGUAAGAACAACCAGGUGCGAGCGAGCGCUAUCGCCCAAGACGCCGAUCAGAACUACGAUUAUGCCAGCAACAGUGUUGUCCUGCAUCUCGAACCCGGCGAUGAGAUCUACAUCAAGCUGGACGGGGGCAAGGCGCACGGGGGCAACAACAACAAGUACAGCACCUUCUCCGGAUUCAUUGUCUACGCCGAUUAACAGAACACCAUAUAUUCUACAUUAGGCUCUUCACUGCACCUUCAUCUGCUAUUAUUCUCUCCUUUGGAUUGGCUACACCGCUGUCGUUUAGAAGACAUGUGGUUACAGAGAGACAGGGGGAUCUUGACGCAGAAGUGAACAUUAACACGCUUAAAUAGACAUUUCCUUUCGUGCGUAAAACCCCAAAUUAUGCAAUGCCCAGUGAUGAACUUGCAAACGUGGAAACAUGGAAGGAGAUGAGUCAAAGUUGCAUGUGUAUAAGCCCAUAUUAUGUACAACAGGUUAAACAGGAAUGGUGUUAAUGCUUCAUUGCUUUUGCCAUUGGAUCAAUUCAUUCACGUUUCAAAUGGUCUUGUAACGCAUCUCAGUUCUAUGGAAUAGGAAAACAUAGGCAACGCAUAUAGGUGAUUAAAAAUGUACUGCAGGAAGUAAUGAUUGGUGUGUUUCUGUCUGCAUCUUCUUACUUUAGUUGGGUUACUUACUGCAGUGUUGUUCUGGCCAUUACUAGUGUUUUAUCAGACUACUGCAUGAGUGUAAAAUAGCUAUCAUGAUCAUAAUGUAUAUAUAUGCCUUCUGUCCAAUUCAAAAUUUUCCUGAAGAAUGAAUUAAGUGCUCAGUGCUUGACUAAGAUUGAUUAGGCAUACAGACAGUUUUUGAUAUGGAAACAGCUACAUUAUCUGGAAGAAAAAUAUGCCAUCAGAGAAAAUAAAUCAAACUAUUUUAAUGAUUUCUGCACAGUAUUCCUGUUCUACAAACAGCAACAAAUCAAAAAGUAAAUUAUAAUUUAAACAGAGCAUUGAAAAUAGAAAAACUAUUCUGUGGUCACAUUUUUCCUCUGAAUGUUCCAUUUGGUGAUGUAUCAGAACACAGGAGACUUUCCUACUGUACCUGCACUUCCUAACUUUUUUUAUCCUAUCACACACUGUCCUGAAGUGACAUAAUGGUUAUGUAUUGUCUGCUGUGAUGUCAUUGAUCAUGUGGUGAAGUCACUCUGUGAUGCCACCUGUUCCCAGAAGGAGAGACCAUGUCCUUCAGGAUGACCUACCGUCCAACCAGCUCCCUCCCAUAGCCACCCCACCAUGUGACAUCACAACAACUCAUCUAACAAGCUUUGAAUGCCCAGUAUAUUGAUUAAGAAAACUUUGAAAGAGUUAGCUCUGUCAGUGCCCUUUUGGUACCCUAGUCUCUAUUAGCAAUACAAAAAUAUCAAAAUGGGGAAUACAUAUUUAUUAAUGCUACUACUUAUCAAAGACUGUUUGUGAAAUGUCAUUACUACUGACAAAGCUGUUACUGCUUUCAAUAAAACUAAUCAGCACAAUAUUUACAAGUAAAGCACCAUGUGCAGACCAUGUCCUUGAGUUUGAUUGGACAGAAAUUGUGGCUUUGUCUUGUUAAAUUACAUUGGGCUUCUGUGUUGCUGCCGCAUUUACAUUUAGUCUUCCAUUUCUUUUCAAACUGAGAAUUUUGGAUGGAAAUUAGGCCUUUUGUGCGACUAAGGCUAUAGUAUUGAGGAUCACUCUACAAAGCAGAUGGUUUUGUUUUUUUGCUUACAGUAUUAAUGAUUAAUUACAAACAUUACUUGGAGCUUUGAUUCAGUCAUAGCUCUUAUGUGAAAUAAAUUGAAUCAUUUCCUCACUCAGCUGUCAGAAGGUUCAACAAUUCAAUUUUUUCCCAUGUUUACUUCUCCAUAAUACAUUUCAAUUCAGUACAUCACAGCGAAGUAGCAAGAAUAAAAAGUGUCAACUUCUGACGUCAA
This is a messenger RNA of Oncorhynchus keta (chum salmon), 2953 nucleotides long. Its product is annotated as complement C1q-like protein 3. Lineage: Eukaryota; Metazoa; Chordata; Actinopteri; Salmoniformes; Salmonidae. The record is from RefSeq and is a predicted model, not a curated record. The transcript is spliced from 2 exons. Gene Ontology annotation, molecular function: protein binding. The coding region runs from base 403 to 1197 and encodes 264 amino acids.